Messenger RNA from Vanessa atalanta (red admiral), 5607 nucleotides. It is a transcript of the gene Sulf1, whose product is annotated as extracellular sulfatase SULF-1 homolog. The transcript is spliced from 16 exons. The coding region runs from base 402 to 4679 and encodes 1425 amino acids. The record is from RefSeq and is a predicted model, not a curated record. Gene Ontology annotation, molecular function: N-acetylglucosamine-6-sulfatase activity; glycosaminoglycan binding. NCBI's taxonomy places the organism in Eukaryota, Metazoa, Arthropoda, Insecta, Lepidoptera, Nymphalidae.
GGCCAGCGGCCGACCGUCUCGUGUGCUGCGUGCUGAGUCGACUCCGACCUAUCUUAAACUUUACGUAUACAUCGAUAUUAUGGAUGUUAUAAUAUGUUGUAAACAUAUUUGCUGUUAAUAAAUUUUAGUAAUAUCAAUUUUAUUCGUGAUUAACAGAACUAGUUUAUUUUUUAUAAUUACGUGUCUUUUAUUUUGUGAAAAUAACGUUAUCAAGUGCACGCCAGUGGUAGAUCCUGUUGCACCUUUGACAUUGGUAGCACAAGAUGGUACUUGGAAUGUUAAAACAAUUAGUUCGGGUUACGCAGUUUUUAAAAUAUGAAGAUUUACCAUAAAGUUGUGUAAUCAUUUUAAUCAUAAACCACUAGAAGUUUAAUUUUCUAAUAGAAGAGAAAUAAUAUAAAAUGAACUUUAAAAUAAUAUCACUCCUAUUAACAUGGAAUUUUCUAUUAAUCACCGCAAAAAGGGAUUCUCUAGAAGACGAAGAUUCACGAGCCAGAGAAUUAAGAAAUAAAGAAAAUAAUCGUAACCGGACAACUUUUAAUGGAACUCUGACAGAUGUUCCCGAACGAAGAUACUUAAGGCACAGAAACAGUUCGAGAUAUCGUGGCGAUAGACGAAGAUUUUGGGAACGCGAGCAUGAAAUCAGACGUGACAGAAGAAGAGGCUCCGAUGCUCACUCUUCUGAGGAACUCGUGACAAAUCGAACUGAACCCUACAAUAGACGAGAUGAAAAACCACGUAAAUCAGAAAAACAUUGGAAUAAAAGUAAUUCAGAUAAAGCAAAUGAUAGAAAAAAAACUGGUAAUCAAAGUAAAUCACCUGAUCGGCAAUCUCCAGUGAGAGAAAACACAACGAGAUUCAAACCAAAGUUGGCUAACAAAUGGCAGAGUGGUGGGUUUAUACCAUACCCACAGCCGAGAGAAAAGAAGCCUAACAUAAUAUUAAUCUUAACUGAUGAUCAGGACGUUGAACUCGGCAGUCUCAACUUUAUGCCCCGGACCAUGAAGGCAAUUAGAAGUGCAGGGGCCGAGUUUCGCCAUGCAUACACGACAACUCCAAUGUGUUGCCCGUCAAGGAGCUCCUUGCUCACUGGUGUCUACGUUCACAACCACAACGUGUACACGAACAAUGACAACUGUUCGUCACCGAUGUGGCAGGCCAAGCACGAAACCAACACCUUUGCCACAUACCUUUCCAACGCUGGCUAUCGAACUGGUUAUUUUGGAAAGUACUUGAAUAAGUACAACGGAUCCUACAUACCCCCGGGCUGGCGCGAGUGGGGAGGACUUAUAAUGAACUCAAAGUACUACAACUACAGUAUAAACAUGAACGGGAAGAAGAUCAAGCACGGCGACGAUUAUAAUAAGGAUUAUUAUCCAGACUUAAUAGCGAACGACUCUAUAGCAUUCCUUCGAGCCUCGAAGCGGAGAUUUUCCCGGAAGCCUGUUCUCCUGGUGAUGUCUUUUCCAGCUCCACACGGACCUGAAGACUCAGCGCCCCAGUUCUCACAUCUCUUCUUUAAUGUAACAACACAUCACACUCCAACGUAUGACAUGGCUCCAAACCCCGACAAGCAGUGGAUAUUGCGAGUAACGGAGAAAAUGAAGCCAAUUCAUAGACAGUUCACAGAUCUACUAAUGACCAAGAGAUUACAGACAUUACAGAGUGUGGAUAUGGCAGUCGAGCGAGUUUAUCAGGAGCUCAAAGCGCUCGGGGAGUUAGAUAACACUUACCUAGUCUACACAUCGGAUCACGGUUAUCAUCUGGGCCAGUUCGGACUGGUUAAAGGCAAAAGCUUUCCUUUCGAGUUUGAUAUUCGCGUACCGUUUCUUGUUCGUGGGCCUGGUGUCGAACCGGGUACUGUGGUAGACGAUAUCGUUCUUAACAUUGACCUGGCACCAACGUUUCUGGAUAUGGGUGGAGUAGAGCCGCCAGCUCACAUGGAUGGCAGAUCUUUACUGCCGUUACUACAACCCCGGCGAAGACGAGCUGCUGCUGCUCACUGGCCAGACACAUUCCUUGUUGAGAGUUCUGGACGACGUGAAACGCAAGCCCAUUUGAUGGAGGAAAGAUUGCGUGCGCAGAAAUAUAGUCGGGAAAUGAACGAGAAAUCAACUACUGCACAACCACAAGAUACGUCUUCAGAAAGUGGAGAUUUCGAAAGUGAUUCUGAGGAUGAUUUCUUGGAGCUUGACGAUGACGACGAUACUGAUGACAACGAAAGUGCAGAAGCAAGCGAUACUUCAAAUAAAUCUUCGGAACCAUUUAUAUCCAACGAGAGUCACAAUCCAAUCCUAGAAGCAAGUUUAGAAAAAGUUUUGGAUGCUGAAGAGGCAGGCGCUAACAGUCAAUUUAAUUACUUAAACGCAGGUAUAUUCAAACUUUUGAUUGAAAGGGAAAUUGUAUUUCACAAUUAUAUAACUACAAUUAAUAUAUACAUAACUAUUACAGAAAUCGAAACUAGUAUUAUAAAUGGAAAAGCAGCACGUUUAGCAGCUGAAUGCUCUAAAGCUGAAUUGCGUGCCCCUUGCUCCAUUGGACGGAAGUGGAAAUGUGUACUGGUUAAUGGACGAUGGCGUAAACACAAAUGCAAAUAUGAGCCAGACAUCAAUUCUCCACAACCAAAGAUGAGUACGAAAAAAUGUGCUUGUUUUACUCCAAGUGGACUUGUUUAUACAAGAUUAGAGACUGAUGGUACAAUUGCUAGAAGACCAGUUGAGUUGCAGAAGGAUAAUAAUACAAGAAGUAAGAGAUCAAUAAGCAACGAUGUAUUUGAACCUAAUACUGUAGAUAGUAUUCUCGAGGAAAAUCCAAGUAUUGGACAUUUGAGUUUCAAAAACGAACCUGUUGAUGAAUCAGAAAAGAGAAAUAUAGUAAACAAUAUUGACAAACUUAUAAAAGAAACUGAGGCAUUUCUUAAGGCUUACGAACGUACCAAAGAUAAUAUAGAUCAUAAGAGAAGCAAAAGAAGAGCUCAACAUUGGAAUCAUAACAAACAUAAACAAAGAGACGAUCCAAUGUUGAACAAUAAUGAAUCAUCAUUAGAAUGUAAGAUAGAAAAGGAUGGAACAGUUAAUUGUUCACAAGUUAUUUAUAAUGACUUAAAGGCAUGGCAUACAAAUAGAUUAAGCUUAGAAGACCAAAUAAGACAACUUAGAACAAAAUUAGAAGACUUAAAGGAAAUAAAGAGGCAUUUAAAAAUUAGUAAACCUGCAGUCGAAGUACAAACCAUAACACCUACAGAUCUUAGCAAUCAAUUACUUAAUAAAACUGUAAGUCAUGAGAAUAACACUAAGGACACUUUUAGAAAAAAUCGUUUACAUAGAUUAAAAACCAAACACAGAAACGCGACUUUGUUUGAUAAAAAGUUUAGGCAAUCAAACGAAUACAUAAUACCAACAGUAAAUGCUAACACCAGAGACGAUAUUUUUGAUACGCAGCUGAAAAAUGAAACCUCCACAGAGACGGUGAUGAAAAUCCUAAACAUUACUGUUCACGAUCGUGGCGAAAAUCUUACAAACCAGACUCACCAUGUGGAUGAAAUACCCAUGCUAUCAUCUACCACCGAAGGAAAUUCCUUUCAAGAAAAUUUGAUUGAGAAAAAAAGCACGCAGCAGAGCAUUACCACAGAAUUUGAGGAUAUCACUGCAACUGAAAUAACAAAACAAAAGGAUAUCAAUAGCACCAAUGAAAAUCCAACGCAAGUAACAAGCGAUUGGAAAACAACACCUAUUGAUUUUUUCUCAACAUUACAUUAUUAUAGUUCAGCAGUGGAUAAAGUUAUUUCUACCCAUAAAUCAAGCACAAUCUUACCAAUAACAACAGCCAGUCAUCACACUACAACAAGUAAACCCUCAACAAGACCAAGAACCACAGUUGGUACAUUAGGACCCACCAGAUUUGACGCUUCCGAGUAUGAACAACGAAAUCCAAAUAAAGGAAGUUCUAACAACAAUGGUAUAUUUGGAAAACCUCCAGACGUGUUUCAAAAGAGGCUCCAUCCUUUAUUUAUUGAAAAUGAAGAUCAACACGUGUGUUACUGUGAGGAAAAUCGCAAAAUAAAGCCAAUAGGCCAUUCAUAUUUGGAAGCAGCACAGAAAGCUAGAGAAGAACGUAGGAAACUAAAGGAACAGAGACUACGAAAAAAGUUGAGAAAAGCAAAAAAGAAGGCGGAAUUAGAAAGGCUAUGUGAAUCAGAACGCAUGAAUUGUUUCCGACAUGACAAUGACCAUUGGCGUACCGCGCCGCUAUGGACCGCUGGUCCAUUUUGUUUCUGCAUGAGCUCUUCCAACAAUACGUAUAACUGCGUUAGAACAAUCAAUGCUACCCACAACUUACUCUACUGUGAAUUUGUCACUGGAUUAAUUACUUAUUACAAUUUACGUAUUGAUCCAUUCGAAACACAAAAUCGGGUGAAAUAUUUGACGGCAUCAGAAAAAGAAUACUUCCAUAAUCAAUUGCACCAACUGUUGAAUUGUCGCGGACCGUCAUGCAGAAGAUAUUCUCAUUCAAACUUAUCUGGAAGCAAUGAGGAUAUAAGCAGACGAUAUGAAGACGAUCUUAUGUACGUAGGCGAACCACUUGGCUACAAUGGAAGAUCGUGGCGAUGGAACGGAUACGGUCGACGAUAUGCCAGAGCAAGGGAGAUACAUCGGCGCCGACAUACGAUGGCGUUCUAGUCGAUUUAAUUUAUUGGAAAUAUUUAUAUGGAAUUGUCAUAGUUUCUUGGCAUUAUGGAACCAAGUAAAAAAAUUACAAAGUUAAACCUUAAAGCACAAAAUGCAGCGAAAAGGUUGAAUGAGAUAUAGCAAUCGUAUAAGCAGUAUAUUGUUAGUAAAACGACAUCGAAUCUUGUAGGGCUUCCUAUUAUAAUCAAACACUAUCAGUGUAUAUUUACAUUACUUAUUAAAAAUACAUUUAUCUCAGGAUAGUGCUUGUAGUGAUAAUCUUUGCUACUGUGCCUGUAUCCCUCUUUUAUUUGAAAAAAUGUAUUACAGAAAUUAAGUACCUACGCAAUUAUUGUCAAAGUAUUUUUAAUAGCAAAAUGGAAUGUAUUUCCAGUAUUCCCUGAUUUUCAUGAGAUCGCUACAUUAGUACUCUUAUACUUAUUAGACUCUUAGAUUAUUAUUGCAAGUUAUUGCAUUACUACCAUAAAGUAUUAUAUUUCAUAUUAGUCCUUAGCAAGUUUAUAUAUUAAAACUGUGUAAGAUCAAUAUGUAAUAAUAAGUAUUGCUCUAAACCGACUGUAAAAUUUUAUUGUUUCUUAAACAUCCAGCAAAAAACAGAGCAUUUGGUUGGGAAUAAUGCAUGUGUUACGGAAGUAUGUUUGUAGUGUUUUAUCUAUUAGAAGUAAAAAGUGAUAUGAUGUUGUUGCCAUGUGACAAAUAAGGAUGUUAUCAUAGACAUUUAAUAUUAGUUGUCAAAUGUCUAGUAGUUUUUCUUAAAAGAGUUUGGCAUUUAUCUUUGGAAUGUCUUGUGUAUCGAUUUAUUAAUAAAACUAAAAUAACUUUUGCAUUGUUUAAUUUUCAAAGGUUAUUGCAUUUACAGGUCUAAUAUUGUAUCUAUUUCACUAUCAUCACACAGUGAAAAUAAAGGUUGUUUAGUGGA